UCUGUGCGUGCUCAGCGUGUUGACGUCCCGGCGGGUCCCGCCCUGCAGCCCCGCCCCAGCCCGGCGGGCCUGGACCGCGGAGCCGGGUCUGCAGGCCAGCGGGCGGCUCGCGCCGCAGAGGAGGUUGCUUCUCACUAGGGAUGGUGGAGUUGGAUGGAGACUCCUUCAAUCCUCCUCCAGGAUGAACCACCUGCCAGAAGACAUGGAAAAUACUCUGACUGGGAGCCAGAGCUCACACGCUUCUCUGCGGGACAUCCAUUCCAUCAACCCUGCACAACUCAUGGCCAGGAUUGAGUCCUAUGAAGGAAGGGAAAAGAAAGGCAUAUCGGAUGUCAGGAGGACUUUCUGUCUGUUUGUCACCUUUGACCUCUUAUUUGUAGCAUUAUUGUGGAUAAUAGAGUUAAAUGUGAAUGGAGGCAUCGAGAACACACUGAAGAGGGAAGUGAUUCAUUAUGACUACUACUCCUCUUACUUUGAUAUAUUUCUUUUGGCAGUUUUUCGAUUUAAAGUGCUGAUACUUGGAUAUGCUGUAUGCAGACUACGCCAUUGGUGGGCAAUAGCGUUGACCACAGCAGUGACCAGUGCCUUUUUAUUAGCAAAAGUGAUCCUCUCAAAGCUUUUCUCUCAAGGGGCAUUUGGCUAUGUGCUGCCCAUCAUUUCCUUCAUCCUCGCCUGGAUUGAGACGUGGUUCCUGGAUUUCAAAGUGUUGCCUCAAGAGGCAGAAGAAGAAAACAGACUCCUGCUAGUUCAGGAUGCAUCGGAGAGGGCAGUCCUCAUCCCUGCAGGACUUUCUGAUGGUCAGUUCUACUCCCCGCCUGAGUCUGAAGCAGGUUCUGAAGAAGAAGCUGAGGAAAAACAGGACAGCGAGAAACCGCUUUUAGAACUAUGAGUUCUGCUCUAUGAAGUGAGUGUGCUGUGAAGAACCCUCACUGCAAGUCAUCCAGGUGGAGCUGGGUUUCCCCUGACAGGAAAUGGUGGAUCUGCUCACUGCUGGGUGUUGAUGAGCUAAGGAAUUUAUUUAUGGCGAUACCUCAUGGACAUUGCUCCACCUCCACUUACAUCAUCCCUGCCUGCGGCCAUUGGGUCGUGCUGUGGUCCUUCCUCUCUUCUGUGAGUCUCCGUCUGACCUGAUAAUGAAUAACUCAGUUUUGUGCUGCAUCCGAAUCAAAAGACUGCUUAAUAUAUUGAAAUAACAAUUUUGUAGUGAGUGAGAUACAUUUUUAUUUCAAUUCACAGAAUGUAUUUUUUUUGUUUCAUGUCUCAGAUUUCUUUUGUAUUUCUUUUUUAACUCCUUACAUUUCACUUGUGUUUUUAAACUCAUGCACAUGUGCUCUUUAUACAAUUUUAAAAUAAUAAAUCCAACAUAUCAAAUUGA
Messenger RNA from Peromyscus maniculatus bairdii (prairie deer mouse), 1375 nucleotides. It is a transcript of the gene Stard3nl, whose product is annotated as STARD3 N-terminal like. The record is from RefSeq and is a predicted model, not a curated record. Gene Ontology annotation, molecular function: cholesterol binding. Gene Ontology annotation, biological process: cholesterol transport. Lineage: Eukaryota; Metazoa; Chordata; Mammalia; Rodentia; Cricetidae. Gene Ontology annotation, cellular component: lysosomal membrane; late endosome membrane; endoplasmic reticulum-endosome membrane contact site.